Messenger RNA from Penicillium pulvis, 2202 nucleotides. RefSeq lists its product as uncharacterized. The record is from RefSeq and is a predicted model, not a curated record. Bases 1 to 2202 code for a protein of 733 amino acids. Lineage: Eukaryota; Fungi; Ascomycota; Eurotiomycetes; Eurotiales; Aspergillaceae. The transcript is spliced from 2 exons.
AUGCUGUUCAUUCGCUUAUUUUUCUUAUUGCUUAUGGCUUGGACUUGCUCGGCUGGUCCGAUCACUCGUUCUGCCGUCCUUGAUCACCAUCUGUAUAAUGUAUCUCCGGCUGAGGCGGCUUUGGCUGCGGGGAUCAACAACUUGGGUGCCCGCGAUGAGGAGGAGCUGACCAUCAAUCCUGUUACCCCUUCUUGGGCCCUUUCGGCGGAGAAGACCAAGUCAUCUACUAUCCCGACAUCUAUCUCUGUAACGCCCGCUGAGGAGCAGAAUAUCGAGCCUACGAGUGAGUCUGUGACGCCGUCUACUACGUCUAUGCUCACGAUUGAAGUUACAACCACCUCGGCACGUGAAUCGAAAAGCUCAUCGUCUACCUCCCCCUUGUUUUCGAUUGAGGAUACCGUGUCUACUGCUGUAUCCUCAACGCCAAUAUCGGCCAAUACCGAUCAAGUGAUGACCCCGGUUAUGGUUUACGCAUCCACGUCGGGAGAUAGUACAGCUCCAGCUGAGACAAUCAGCUCAGCUCAAAGCACAGCGAGUAUCUUUUAUUCAUCGAACGUCAGUAAGAGUACCUCCAAAAGUGUUUCUCCGAUACACAAAGAGGUUGUGCCGUCUACUUCAUCCUUUGUUGCAUCCCAUGCUUCGACUUUCUCUCCGGAGGAAACAUCCUCUCCAACUGCAGACAAGACGACUUUUUCAACUCCAAUCUCGUCUUCCAUGUUAUAUCAUACUAUGACCUUCUCUUCGGACAAGGCACAUUCGAGUUCAGAUAUAGCAUCUUCUCCACUUUCAGACAAGACGUCUUCAAGUGCAAGAUCAUCUCCAACUAUGGGCAUAUCCACUGCAAAUACAGAAUCGGGAAAAGCAACAGACGUCUCGUCCGGAGAGUCUUCUUACAGUGUACUUAAUCACAAAACUUCAGUCAGAGCCAAGGCGUCCACGAGAGCUACUGAUGAUUGUGAUGGUUGCUGGACCACCACAACUACUAUUUGGUGGAAUGCUACUACUGCCACCACGACGCCGUCUGAAGUGACUGCAAUAUUGACACCAUUUGAGUCGUCGAAGACCUCCAGAACAGUAACGGUCACUAAAAUAAUGACCUCUCCUUCUGGCACGUCAACCUCCUCUAAAGCAUUGGUAUCGUCCAAAUCAUCCACGCCGUUCAAGACAGCAACACUGUCCGAAAUACCUACGCGCACUAGAACGCCGACCUCGUCCGAAACUCCAACAUCGUACGAAAGUUCGACAGUGUCCAAAGCAUCAAUACUGCCCGAAACCACGUCCACCGAGACACCAACCUCAUCGCAAACCGAAAUAUCGAAAUCAACUGCCUCUGUGUACUACAUAACAGACAGCAUGAUCGAAUGGGUCUCUUACGGUCAAACGACACCGUACUCUACAGGCAUAGCUACUGCCUCCUCCGCUGCACUCUUUAGCACGUCUUUAGAUAGCUCAUCGCUAUCUAUAACGCCAAUAGAAGCUCAAGUAUCUUCACCAACGUCGAAGGCCACAUCUUCCAUAACCGAUGCAUCAGGGGCAACCGAAGACUCAGAAACAACCAUCGUGGUCCACGCAACCAGAACAGCAAUGGUUACAAUCACACAGCCCGGGCAUACAGUUACUGAGACUGAAACCCCAGUCACAGUCACCGAUACCGAGUCCGCGAGUACUGUCACCGCGUCCCCUAUAACUGUGGUUAUCAUGGAAACAAUACUGCCUUUGGAAACGUCGACAGUGGGGGAGAGUUCCACUUCUUCGACAGCUGUAUCCGAGCAAACUGUAAUUGAGACCCCGACAACAGUUAUCAUAUCAUCUGAGAAAACUACCACGCCCGAAAACACCGAGUCUGUGCAAACUCCUGCGGCUAUCCAUACUUCCACACAUGUAGUGACAUCUACAGCUGUGCUUUCAUCUACGGUGAUGCAUACCUCUACAGCCGUGGUGACAUCCACGACCAUGCAUACAGCCACAGCCACAAUCACGCACACAUCUAUGGCUACACAUACUUCUACAGCGGUGUUGACGUCAACAACCAUAGUUACAGCCACCGAAAUCGAGACAAAAACCGAAAUGAAGACAGAGACAGCCAGCUCAGGUAGCGGCUUAGCUGUUGUCCCCGUGACACCAGUGGUUGUCACCACAACGAAGACUGUGACUGUGACCGAGGCUACCGCUACGGUGACUACCACGGUGACGAAGGCGUAG